Molecule: messenger RNA, 1470 nt
Organism: Aphanomyces invadans
Lineage: Eukaryota; Oomycota; Saprolegniomycetes; Saprolegniales; Verrucalvaceae
Product: serine/threonine protein kinase
Exons: 6
Coding region: 1-1470 (489 amino acids)
Biological process (GO): protein phosphorylation
Molecular function (GO): ATP binding; protein kinase activity
Source: RefSeq, a predicted model, not a curated record
AUGCAAAAUGGCAACCUGAAAAAGUUCAGUGUGCUGUUCUUGGGUGCCAACUACUUGUCGUCCAUCGAGGACCUGCGCACACUUCCUCGCAGCAUCACUCGCUUGUCGUUCCAAAACAACGAUUACACGGAGCUGACGAACCUCGACUGGACCAAGAUGACGUUGGUGUACCUCAUCAACUGCAACCUCCUGCGAUCGAUCAACAUGGUCAAAUUCAGCACGUCGAUCGUGCACCUGGACUUGUCGUCUGUCACGCUGACAAAAUGGAUCAAGGACAACAGCACGUUCAUCGCGCUCAACUCGUCCCUGCGCCCCAACAACACGGCCGACGACUCGACGCGUGACGAUGGCAAGCAGAGCUACACGGGGUACGGCUACUAUAACACCAAGAUCACGACGAGCGGAGCCGACUGCGCCGCCACAAUCGGCUUCAUCCAAGAGCUGUGGCCGGACAAGUCGAUGGGCAACUACAAGUACGCGUCCGAAGUGUUUAAAGUGUGCGUCGUCCCAGACGUAACUACGUCGUCGACGCCAACGCCCGUCACGACUGCCCCGCCGAAAGACGACAACACGGGCGUGAUCGUUGGCGUGAUUGUCGGCGUCGUGGUGGUCUUGGGCGUUGGGGUGUUUUGCUUUGUCAAGCGGCGCAAACCCCAGCCGGAAUCCACGAACGGAUACCCCGAGCGGUCGAGCCGCGGCGGCCGCAAGUCGGGAGGCGGCGCUGCCCACCAGGAACACUACCACCAAUUUGACGGUGGCGACAAAGGUUCCAACAACCGGCGGUCCGUCACUCAAAACGGAACAACGCACAACUUGGGCAACCGGUUCUCCAACUCGGGAGGCCAGUCGAUGCCGUCCUUGACGUCGACGGAUGAGAGCAACAUUAACUUGGUGCCGCUCGCGCUCGUCCGCAUCGAGGCAAGGGAUGUCUUGCUCCACCAAAAGUUCGGAGAGGUGUGGCGUGGCACUUUUCACGGCGAUGAUGUCGCGGUCAAGAUGCUGCAUCCAAGCCGCGUCACAGUCACCCAGAUUCAAUCCUUUGUGAGUAAAAUCCAGCUCAUGAACUCGUUCGACUCGCCGUACAUCGUAAAGCUUGUUGGCGCGUGCUGGACGCGGCCGUCGGAUUUGCAAUGUGUCAUGGAGCUCAUGGACGGCGGAGACUUGAAGGACUACCUGGACACGCACUCGCCGGCGCAAUUUGAUUGGAUCGACAAGUACAGAUACAUUUACCAGAUCGUCGAGGGACUCGUCUACUUGCAUUCGCUCAACAUUAUCCACCGCGACGUCAAGUCGCACAACGUGCUGUUGGAUUCGACCAAGGGCACCAAGCUGACCGACUUUGGCGUGAGCAAAGAGGACAUUCAAGGCGUCGGCACGUUUCGAUGGUUGGCUCCAACGCAAGUCGGCGUUUUACUCGGGGACUUGUGUCUUGAGUCCACGCGCAUCCAUUCGCAACGUAUAGGGACGUGA